AUGGCAGCUGUUCGCUCGCUUUACGGUGAGGAUAUGGUCAGGGGGGACGCGUCUCAACGCCAGGCCGCAAUGCCAUGGAUGCUCCAGCAAGGACGCCUCGAUCCCUCCGGACUUGACUCGGUCUCUGCGCCGUGGAUGGGUUUGCAGUCCCAAGGUCCGAGUGGCUCUUGCGACACGGGGUUGCCCAGCUACAUGCACCAGGAUAUGUACCCGGAUGUCAACAACUAUGUGCCAAUGGCGGCUGAAGGAUUUUCAAACAACCGCCAAGUUCUGGGAGAGAAGCCGAAGGAAAGCCUUGUGGACAAGACCGCAUUCCGUCAGCAAUUCAAGAAGACACAAAUGUGCCGCUUCUUCCAGCGAUCCGCAUGCCGCAAGGGUGACCUUUGCGAGUUUGCCCAUGGGACAGACGAGUUGACCCAAGCGCCUGACUUGCGGAGGACCUCCCUUUGCAAGGCUUUCAUGGAGGGUUGUUGCCCGGAGUCUGCUGAGACAUGCAGGUUUGCCCAUGGGAUCGCUCUGCUACGACGCACACCAGGUUUUGAAAAACUUGUUGGUUCGACGAAGGCGAAGCCCGCAAACGAGGAUGCCGAGAACGAAGAACACUCCCAGCUGCAUGAGAUGCUGAAGAAGCAGCAGCGUGAACAGGAUGAGAUGCGUCGGGUGAUUGAGGAGCAGCGUCGCAGGAUUAACGAGUUGAAGAUGCAGCAAGAGCAGCUGCAGAUUGCCCAGUACACAUCCGCACUUCAAAGCCAGCUGCCCUUGGCCCCGAUACCGUCGAUCGUGCCACAGCCAAAUCUGCUUCCAAAGCUCGGAACCAUGUUCCCGCACGGCUACGAGAAAACGAUUCCGCUGUAA
This is a messenger RNA of Symbiodinium natans, 855 nucleotides long. Lineage: Eukaryota; Dinophyceae; Suessiales; Symbiodiniaceae. The record is from the annotation of a GenBank genome assembly.